Molecule: messenger RNA, 2454 nt
Organism: Hibiscus syriacus
Lineage: Eukaryota; Viridiplantae; Streptophyta; Magnoliopsida; Malvales; Malvaceae
Product: 5-methyltetrahydropteroyltriglutamate--homocysteine methyltransferase-like
Exons: 12
Coding region: 105-2402 (765 amino acids)
Molecular function (GO): zinc ion binding; 5-methyltetrahydropteroyltriglutamate-homocysteine S-methyltransferase activity
Source: RefSeq, a predicted model, not a curated record
CAACUCCUCCACCUUCACAAUUCGUGCCUUUCCCUCCUCUGCAUCUCUAAUCACUCUAUCUAAGGGACCGUUAUCUAGAUUUUCUCUCCGGUUCCAUUACGAAAAUGGCCUCCCACAUUGUUGGAUACCCCCGCAUGGGACCCAAGAGAGAGCUUAAGUUUGCCUUGGAAUCUUUCUGGGAUAAGAAGAGCAGUGCCGAGGAUUUGCAGAAGGUUGCUGCUGAUAUCAGGUCAUCCAUCUGGAAACAGAUGUCUGAUGCUGGGAUCAAGUACAUCCCCAGCAACACUUUCUCUUACUACGACCAGGUUCUUGAUGCCACAGCGAUGCUCGGAGCUGUUCCGCCUAGAUACGGCUGGAAAGGCGGUGAGAUCAGAUUCGACACUUACUUCUCCAUGGCCAGAGGAAAUGCUGCUGUCCCCGCCAUGGAGAUGACCAAGUGGUUUGACACCAACUACCACUUCAUCGUUCCUGAAUUGGGACCUGAUGUUAACUUCUCUUACGCAUCUCACAAGGCAGUUGAUGAGUACAAGGAAGCUAAGGCGCUUGGAGUUGACACUGUCCCAGUCCUUGUUGGCCCUGUCUCAUACUUGUUGCUCUCUAAGCCUGCAAAGGGUGUUGAGAAGAACUUUUCUCUUCUCUCUCUUCUCCCCAAGAUCCUUCCUAUCUACAAGGAAGUCAUAUCUGAGCUUAAGGCAGCUGGUGCUUCCUGGAUUCAGUUUGAUGAACCCACCCUUGUCUUGGAUCUUGACUCGCACCAAUUGCAGGCAUUCACUGCUGCUUAUGCUGAUUUGGAAUCCACUCUCUCAGGCUUGAAUGUACUGAUCGAGACCUACUUUACUGAUCUUACUGCUGAGACAUAUAAGACACUCAUUGGUUUGAAGGGUGUCACUGCUUAUGGUUUGGAUCUGGUUCGCGGAACCCAGACCAUUGAUUUGGUCAAGAGAAAUUUCCCCAAGGGCAAGUACCUCUUUGCUGGAGUUGUUGAUGGAAGGAACAUUUGGGCCAAUGAUCUUGCUUCAUCUCUUAGCACCUUGAAGGAGCUUGAGGCUGUUGUCAGCAAAAACAACCUUGUGGUAUCAACCUCCUGCUCUCUUCUCCACACCGCUGUUGAUCUAGUAAAUGAGACUAAGUUAGAUGAUGAAAUCAAAUCCUGGCUUGCAUUUUCUGCCCAGAAAGUUGUUGAAGUCAAUGCCCUCGCCAAGGCAUUGGCUGGUCAGAAGGAUGAGGCCUUCUUCUCUGCCAAUGCUACUGCUCAGACUUCAAGGAAGUCCUCCCCAAGAGUGACCAAUGAGGCCGUUCAAAAGGCUGCUGCUGCUUUGAAGGGCUCUGACCACCGACGUGAAACUAAUGUUAGUGCCAGACUCGAUGCCCAGCAGAGAAAGCUUAACCUGCCAAUCCUCCCCACCACAACAAUUGGAUCCUUCCCUCAAACCUUGGAACUCAGGAGAGUUCGUCGUGAAUUCAAGGCUAACAAGAUCUCUGAGGAUGAUUACGUUAAAGCCAUUAAGGAGGAAAUUAAGAAGGUUGUCGACCUUCAGGAAGAGCUUGACAUUGAUGUCUUGGUUCAUGGAGAACCUGAGAGAAACGAUAUGGUUGAGUACUUUGGCGAGCAGUUGUCCGGUUUUGCAUUCACUGUUAAUGGAUGGGUGCAAUCGUAUGGAUCUCGAUGUGUGAAGCCACCAAUCAUCUAUGGUGAUGUUAGCCGCCCCAACCCAAUGACUGUUUUCUGGUCAUCUACUGCCCAAAGCAUGACUGCUCGACCAAUGAAGGGAAUGCUUACAGGCCCUGUUACCAUCCUCAACUGGUCUUUUGUCAGAAAUGAUCAACCAAGAUUCGAGACUUGCUACCAGAUUGCCUUGGCCAUUAAGAACGAAGUGGAGGAUCUCGAGAAGGUCGGUAUCAAUGUUAUCCAAAUUGACGAGGCUGCUUUGAGAGAGGGGUUGCCACUUAGGAAGUCCGAGCAUGCGUUCUACUUGAAAUGGGCUGUCCACUCCUUCAGGAUCACCAACUGCGGUGUCCAGGACACUACUCAGAUCCACACCCACAUGUGCUACUCCAACUUCAAUGACAUUAUCCACUCAAUUAUCGACAUGGAUGCCGAUGUCAUUACCAUCGAGAACUCACGUUCAGACGAGAAGCUCCUUUCUGUCUUCCGUGAAGGAGUGAAGUACGGUGCUGGAAUCGGUCCCGGUGUCUAUGACAUCCACUCUCCCAGAAUACCAUCAACCGAAGAGAUUGCUGUCCGAAUCAACAAGAUGCUUGCCGUGCUUGAGACCAACAUCUUGUGGGUUAACCCCGACUGCGGGCUCAAGACACGCAAGUAUGCCGAAGUGAAACCUGCCCUAAGCAACAUGGUUGCUGCUGCCAAGCUACUCCGCACCCAACUUGCGAGUGCCGAGUGAGAGGCUUAUCCGACAGUCGGAGUCUUCCGAAUACAAUCGAAGAGGGAAAAAA